Daldinia vernicosa is the source of this 568-nucleotide messenger RNA. RefSeq lists its product as uncharacterized. NCBI's taxonomy places the organism in Eukaryota, Fungi, Ascomycota, Sordariomycetes, Xylariales, Hypoxylaceae. The transcript has a single exon. Gene Ontology annotation, molecular function: gamma-glutamylcyclotransferase activity. Bases 17 to 568 code for a protein of 183 amino acids. The record is from RefSeq and is a predicted model, not a curated record.
CUUACCGCGAGUCGCAAUGGAGUCUGCUACUGAGAAUGAACGAGAUGGAGUUCUCUACUUCGCCUAUGGUUCCAACCUCUCUUCAGUACAAAUGCGCGAGCGAUGUCCUAGGUCUACACCCAUCGGCCUUGCGUAUCUAUCCGGCUGGACAUGGAUUAUCAAUGAGCGGGGUUAUGCGAAUAUCGUGGAGGACAGGACCAAAGCAGGGGGCAUCUACGGUAUUAUCUAUCGUCUACAUCCAGAUGACGAAGAAUGGUUGGAUAUGAACGAAGGUGUUCCGUGGGCUUAUGAACGGCGAUUUAUCGAAGUUGAUGGUUUGGCGACUACGUCUGCAGCAAAAGGCAAAGGGGAGGGGAAAGGUGAAUUAACGGAUCAAGAAAAAGCGUCUGAGAAGAUUCAGGCCCUUGCAUACAUCGACUUCCACCGAAUCAGACCGAGUCAUCCGAAAACCGAAUAUAUUUACCGCAUGAACAACGGUAUCGAGGAAGCGAUGGUACGGUGGGGAUUACCCGAACAGUAUGUUGAUUCCGUUAUAAGACCAUCCAUCCCCGCCGGGGGUAAGCGAUAA